Vitrella brassicaformis is the source of this 19840-nucleotide messenger RNA. Lineage: Eukaryota; Vitrellaceae. The record is from the annotation of a GenBank genome assembly.
CCGCCACACACAUACACAGACAGUGGCUGUACAUCACGUCUGCAUGGCAUGCAACACCAUGAGAGAAGCAACCCAAUGCCAUCCAUCAUGCAGUCACUUGGAUGUCUCCCACUCCACUGUACACAUCGGAGAGCGGCCCGCCCGCCCCGCACGCACCCCUGUCGUCCACAGUGAUGCUCAGAUCGACCGCCUGCGGCCCCACACACGGGGUCGCCACAUCCGCACCGGUCGGGUGAUACAACAGAUACGUCGACAAGCUCCUGCCCAAAGCCUCCAGGGUGCCGUCACACGUCAGCAUCGCAUCCUCGAUACCGUCGCCGACCGAACAGGUCAGCCCCUCCAUCCCAACUGCCGACGGCACCCGAACACCGUUGACAGCGUCUGGCCGGCCGAGCGAGACCCCGCCGCAUGGCGUGACGGCGACUGUGAGGCGAAAGAGUGGGCUGUGGUCGCUGGUGCAGGAGGGGUAGGCCAGGAUGGAGGGGGCGGCCGGUAGGGUGGUGGUCGCGAGAGGGGGGGAGGGGUGCGGGGGGAGGGCGGGGGAGUCGGUCUGCGAUGCGAUCCUGGUGCGAUAGAGGUCGGGCUGGAUGUCGAUGUCGGCGACGGUGAAGCCGACGAUCUCCACAUAAGGAAGAGGCCCAGACAGGGAUAUCGACACCGGCACGUUGGGUGAGGGCGUGAUGGCUGGUGCGUCAUUCGUCGGCUCAAUGAACACAUCGAUGGAGCACUCCACAGGCGUGUUUGGCGACAGGGCCGUCGUCAGCCUGGCAAGGAUCCGUAUGGCACCGACAAGGUCCCCUCCCUGCGUGUCGAACUCCACCACACCAAGGCCAGUCCUCAGGUCGGCGAGUGUCCCCGUGGCUUCACUCUGAGUGGAAGCAACGCCAUACGGCCCCAUUGCCCCAGCCGGCGACUCGACCACCGUCACCCCAGGGCUGGCCUUCCAGUCCACAGUGCCAUAGCCGGUGGGAAAGAAGAGCAUCAUGGUGCCGAUGACGGGGUCGUCAGGCCCGCCACUCGUGUGCUCGAGGUUGCGGUCGCCUAUCGCCACAUUCUGGCCGAUGGGGGCCGAUGCACCCUCAGGCACAGAUGCCUUGGAGGUGCAGACGAGCAGCGGCGGGUCCUCCACUGCCGUGACGACGGUGUUGAGAGUGACUGUGUCGGUGAGGUUGCCCCCCGUGCCCGUGUAGCCAUUGUCAUAAACAGUGAGGGCCAGCGCGUCCGCACCGCUGUAGUUGGGGAGGGGGGUAUAGAGCAUCUGUCGAAGGAAGGCGUUCAGCUCCGCCACGGUGCCCUGGAUGUCGAUGGUGGACGCGAGGCCGUACGAGAGCGUCCCAUAGGUCCCCCAGGACACGGUGGCCUCUUCGUUGAGCGUCUGUAUGCCCCCACUGGUGCACGCCAGACGGGCCACCAGCACGCCAUCCACAGACUCGCCCACAUCUGGGUCGCUCACGGUGAAGCCGACAAUCGCACUGCUGUCCUCGGCCAACGUCAGGGGAGGCGCAAUGGGCUCCAAGAUAGAGACUGACGGCGGGUCAUUGACUGCCUGCACCUCAAUCACCGCCACAAUUGACGUCUCAACAGGCACAUUGCUCCACGACACCCGCGUCUGCGUCUGUGGCGGGUCAGUGUCGCUCGUCGGUAUGAAAAGGUCGAAGUAGUCUGCUGCUCGCGAGCGCCAGAAGUAAGGUGGGUCUGGUGCUGUGUGGGCGGUGAGAGCUGCGUCAUAGGUGAGGAACACCUGCUGCGCGGCGCUGAGUGUCGUGUGGGAGACGUCAGGGUGCACCGGGCCGUAGGGCGACGACGCCAGCGAAGGCGACAGCGUGAAGCCGGUCGUGCCAGGGUCCUUGACAGUGAUCUCCACGCCAAGCAUGCCGUUCCACCCCGCCGGAAAGGCCACGUCAAUGUUGCCCAGCAGGGCCGUCUGCAUGGCCGCCAGCGUCUUGGUGCGCGUGACGGUCGUCCCACUGACCCCAUCAAAGGUCAGCUGGAAGGCCGGCGGGCUGGCCAGGCCCUCAGCAAGCCUGACGGCAUCAGGGUACGCCAGCGGGGGGUAGAAGUCGUGGACUGUGAAGGAGAGAGAGGCCUCGAAUGUGUCGGUGGGGAGCGCCUCGCCGUCUUGCAGGGUGGUGCCCGUGAUGGUGGCGGGGGUGCCCUCUGGUGUGGACACCAUUGGCGAGGCAAGCUGGAGCGUGGGGCGUGUGUUGAGAGGGCUGAUGGUGAGGUCGAAUGAGAUGGCUGCCUGUGGGAGGGCCCCCGUGGUGGCGAACAGGGGAGGUGUGGGUGGGAGGCCGUCGGGGCGGCCCAGCUGGACGGCUGUGAGGGUGACUGUCACGGUCCCCGUGUAUGGAGCGGCCGUGGCCGACUCUGCAGACCAAAUGGACACAGCAAACACACACUGAAAAGAUGAACACACGUCAGCAGCCAGUGGCUGUGCGUGUGCCUCUCUCUAGUUACCUGUGCGUGUAGGAGGGAUAAGGUAGAUGCUCUUCAACGCCUGCUGCACCUCCUCGAGCAGGCCCCCCACCUCCAGCGCGCCGGUCUCCUUGCCCCGCUUCCGCACACUCCCCUGACCCACAUCCACCUUCACACCCGACGCACCCGUCUCAAUCUGCACCAGCACCAUCAUCGGCCCGUCGUCACUGUCGCGCGUCGGCACGUCCAGCGCCACACACCCCCUGACGUGAAGCGGCGUGUGCUGGAAGCUCUGGAAGGUCGGGGGGCAAGACGCGUCAUACGUCCACACCGGGGGCUUGUUCUCUGGCUGUGGGAGGAUGAGCACGUCUGCUGUCGCUGUGUGCGUCAGCGGAGCCGACGGCAGGAUGCCGCUGCCGUUGUCGUCGACCUGCGCCGUGAGGGUCACCAUGCCACUCUGCCCAGCAGUGGGCAGGAAGGUCAGACGGUUCGCUGGCGUGGCCUGGAUCGCCGCAAAAGCCGUGUCCGUCACAUCGAGAGCGAGAGUGGAGACGGCCGUGACGAGACACCCACUGCCGUCGAGCGCCGGGGCUGCUGGUGUGGUGAUGGUGACGGCAGGAUCGUUGAGGGAGCACAUGUUGAUGACACCUGCGGCAGCAGGGCUGACGGCAAUCGAGAUGGACACGCUUUGAGGCGAGCCGUCUGGGUCGGUGAGUGCCAUGGCGUCGAAUGUGAGUGGCGUGGCUGUGCCCUCGAGGGUGGUGGAGAAGGUGGGGGUGAGGGUCAGCAGCGGGGCGUCGUUGACCGCAACGACGGUGAUGUCGACGUCUCGCGUCAGGCUCGUCGCAGCGGGGUCGGUGCCGGUGGGCCACGCCUUGACCGUAACCUUGGUCGCGCCUGCAGCACACAGAAGAAGACAGUGUCCAUUUCCAUAGACACACACGAGCCCCUCCCUCCCUCCUAUGUCUCACCAGCAUAGUUUGCCGGCGGCCGAUACCUCACUCGUGUGAAGAUGUCCUGUAUGUCCGUCACAUCGCCCUGUAGCGUCACGAUGCCCGCCACAGCUGGCCGCACACCGCCCCGGUGCAGCACACUGGGGGGCUCGGGCGAGUCGUCCGGGACGGUCAUCAGAAUAUCGCCCCCAGCCACAGCGUCAGGCGUGACCUCCACAGUGAAUGAGAGGUGGGGGUUGGCUGUGGCCAGCACCACGUCGUCGCGCAGGGGGAAGCCCUCGCUGUCCUCGGACAUCUGGAAAGGUGUGGGUGAGUUGUCCCAUGUGAGAGUGAAUGUCUGCUGGCAGUCCGGCAGGUGGAGCACGCUUUGGUGGUGCGCAGAGAACCCCUCUGGCGGCGGGAUGGUGGCGCUGCUGCCCUCCCCUACUUCAGCGGGGUAGCUCACGCCAAUGCCAAACACAGCUAUGUCGCAAUCGCCUUCCGCACUCCUACAACACAACACACCGGCACACCUAGAAAUCCGCCAUGGACAAACCUAUCCCCCCUUACCAUUUCAGUGUCAGCCCCGCCAGCUUGGUCGCCGCGUCGGUGCGUGUGGUCCUGAACACCAGCCGACUCGCAUCGUUGGCGGUGCCGUCCUCGAACAGAAUCCCCGAUGUGUCCCCGAGCUCAAGCGUCCCCUUGUCCACCGUCAGCUCCCACCGCACCAGCGCCUGCGCCGCGCCGCCCACAGGCGACGCUCCAUCGACGUCCGACACAACCAGAUCGGAGAACACCUUUGGCGACGGCCCCGCAAUGACUCGGUAUGAGCCCUGGAAGGCCGAGCCGUCGGUCCACCUGAUGGCUGGGGGGUCGUCUUGGGCCGUGAUGGUGACGGUGAGGGGCUGGGAUGUGGAGGAAGGGGCGAGAGUUGAGGUGGGCGAGAGGCGGCGUGUGAGGGUGAAGGUGACGGUCUGGGUGGCGGUGAUGUCUGGGGGCGGGGUGUAGAGCAUCCUGGUCAGAAAGUGGUUGAUGUUGGCUGCGGGGCCGUUGAGCGAGAUGGGGCUGCUCUCACUGCUCUCGCCCGCAAUGUUGACUGCACCCCCGGAGGCGGUCACAUUCAGCUCCAGGAAGCAGGAGCCGUCCACCACCAUGCUGCAGUCGCCGUCUGCCACACUCACCCCGCUGAUGAGCGUCGCCGUGUCCUCCAAAACAGACACCGUCGAACCUGCGGGCAGGGUGAUUGUCGGGCUAUCGUUGUCCUGGGCCGUCACAGCGAUUGUGAAUGACAUGCGGCACUCCGGUUGGUGAGCUGGGAGGGACAUGCCAUCAGUGACGCUGAGGUCCACACCCACCGUCCCAUAGUAGUCUUGCUGCGGCGUGACGAAGAAAUAGCCCUGGAAGAAGGCCUCAAUAUCUGCGGGCGAGCCGGCCAGAAUGGCUUGAGACACCAGCAGCGGGGCGGCCACUGGCGCAUAGGGGGCCGACUGGCUGGUGGAGACCUCUGUCGACGUCACCGCCACCCCCAGAGCCUUCAGAAUCAACGCGAAGGGGUCGGCGUCUCGGAGCCCCAUCUGUGUGUCGAUCUCGGCAACGAUGGCUGCGAUGGCGAGGCCACCGUUGUGGGCCGAGAAGGCCACUCGGACAGAUGGCGGGGGAGUCGCCAGGCCGGUCGUCAGAUGCACAUCGCCGUGGAACGUCAGGGGGCACUUGAAUGGGGUGUCUUCGACCGUUGAGAGUGGGUAGGUGGACAGAGGUAUGUAGAACCCACAGGCCUGCAGGCACCACAUACACCCCACAUCAACGCACACACACAGAGACAAUUGUACCCUCUCCGUGUGCUCACCGCGGUAAUGGGCAGCACGUCAAGCGACAGGGUGCUCUGGUCGGUCAGCUCGGCCGCUGUGCAUGACGCCGACAACGAUGGCUUGUCAGUGGUCGACGGCCACUGCCCCAUCAGCACCAUUGAUGCGGGGCAGCCGAUGCUGCUCUUGUCGCUGAGUGUGACCGUCACAGAGGCCGUUCUGAGAGGCGUGGAGGGGUCAUGGGUGCGGAGGGCGCGUGCGGGCAGCGGCAGCAGCACCUGCAGGUGCUGCACCAGCAGCUGGAGGGAGGGCAGCGGCCCCUCGACCGUGAUGGAUGUGUCGGACUGAAGCCGGCCCGUAAUGCUCUGUAGCACCCAAGACCUCUCCACCAUGUGUGUGGGGUCGACGCCCACCAGCCCCUCAGACACAGACACAGUCAGCCGCAUCCACAGCGAUGCGUCCAUCGCCCCGUCCGGCUCGUCCAGGGUGAUGUAGCUGCCGAGUGGAUACUGCCCGCCCUCGGCCACAGUGAGCAGGGCGGUCGCAUCGGGUGCGGUGGUGCCUGUGUGGAUGGUGACGGCGGGUGGGUCGUUGAUGGGGUGGACAUCGAGCAGAGACUGGGACUGGUCGUAGAGGGCGCCGGGGCCGCUUGGGGGGGGAGAUGGUGCCGCCAGCCAUUCACGUACCUGCAGGGCCCACACACAACACACAUAAUUAAAGGUGGGUGGACGAUUGCGUUGUGUGUCCAUGCCAUGCCAUGCCAUGGGUGUCUUCAUACCUUGAUGGUGAGUAGGUCUUGGCCAUACCAAUGGGGUUUGGGGUCGUACCAGAGGUCCCCAAGCAUCCCAACCAACGCACCCACGGGGCCCGACACUGAACACACACGACACAGCACAGCACGGACAUUGCAGGCACAAGCAACAAAGACACCACCCUCCUUACCAGUGACGCUCCCAACACUCUGCCCAUCCAGGAAGCUGACAGCCACGGCAUCACUUCCCGUGAGAGCCGUCCAGUAGCCGCCCCCUGCCGAGCGUCCCCCCAGGCGCACCCCUCCAACCCUCGCAGCCACCUCCAGUGUGAGCAUGUCAGGUGAGGGCAGCGGGGUGGCCGUGAGCGACAACCAAUUCGCCAUGCUGAUGGGAGUGUCUUCCAGGAGGUACAUCAGGGGUGGUGCGGUGAUGGACCGGAGGGGCCGGGAGUGGUGCAGGAUCGACACACGGAUGGGGAGCGAGGCGGAUGCCGAUGGCUGAGUCGCGCGGAAUCGCUCGGCCGUCACCGUCAGAUUGACAAUGUCCUCGCCGACGUGAGCGGCAUCGGCAACGUAGAUCAGCCCGUCGAGCAUGGCUUGGACAUCGGCGUACGUCGUGGGGAUCUCGAUGGGCGACGGGAGGGCCCAGGGCACCUCGACGUGACCCUGCAGUGCGACCCUGCCGUGAGUGAAUGUGACGCCCAGAAGUAAAGGGUCGCUGGACACUGCUGAGGAGGAGGGCAUGGCCACCGACACACCGCCCAACGGCACCUGCAUUAAGCGACCAGACACAAACAAGCAUGAGCCACAGUCUUCUGUCCUUCCAGCUGCAUCUAUACCGUCUCGCCCUUGGUCACGGUGAGAGGUUCUGCGAUGGCUGAGGUGAGGGAUGGAGGGGCCGGGUCAGGGCGGUCGGCGUAGAUGAACAGACGGUCGGUCGACAGGGGAUUGGGGGCGGAUAUGUCGUUGGGAGCGCGGAGAGCUAUGCCGAUGGUGGCCAAACCUGCAGGCGCGGCGCAUAAGAGACAAAACAGCGUGCCUGGGGUCUCUUCUGGUGAGUGUCAGUCACCUCGUUGUGUCAGGGUGCUCUCUUUGAAGUGCAGCGCCUCCAGGGAAGGCCGCAGCUCCCCCAUGCUCCCCGUCAGCACCAUCCGCCUCUCGAAUGUAGGGGACGUGCCAACCUUCAGCCCUGCAGUGGGGCUGUCGCACUCCAACACCACCUCGAACAUGCCGCCCACAUCCACAGAGUCCUCACUAUUGGCGUUCACCAGCCGCACCGCAUCAGAAGCCAACGCAAGAGUGUCCCCAGCCGUCACGCGAUACCCCCUGCUCUCCACCAACAGAACAGGGUAGGCCUCGCUCUGCCGCAGCUGUAUGUCGAUCCGCGGCGUCACUGCUAUCAGUGAAGCGGGCGGCUCCACGGCAAAGUCGAAGGGGCUGCCCCCGUUGAGAUGGUGAUGCUCCAGCACUGCUCCUGGGUCGAACGCCUCCACACGCACCACGUCGCCAGCAGCGCAUUCUGCCACCGUCGCGCAGGGGAAGCGGACGGACAAGCGGAUGUUGACGAAGUCCAUCAGAGCUGACGGCAGCCCCUUGAUGGUGAAGCUCCCGUGCCGCUCGGCAGCUGGCGCAUGGGUGCUGUAGACGCCACUGAGGGCAUUGUCAGUCACGCGGUGAGGGAGGAAUCGGCAGGCCCGACAAAUAAGGGAUAGCGACACGGGGAAGGGGUGGGCGAUCUGGAGGUCCAACACACUCCUAAAGGGCAGCCAGCGGUUGCGGUGCGACCAUGCCACCGUGCUGCCCACACGCGCCGACGGCUGUAUGCCAAGCGUCACAGCUGGUGCGGUCAGGGGGGCAGUCACGUUGACGAAGAUCUCCGUCUCGGCGAUGGGCCGCGACGCACCCUGGGGCGCCACACUGAUCGAGAGAGGCACCAGUAGCGCCUCUCGCCGGCCCUCUGCGAAGCUUCCCAAGCCGGGAGGGACGUAGAUCAGGCCAGAGAGAAUACCUGACAGCUCUGUGAGGCCGCCUGCCGCCGUGUAUUGAGGCGCCGUCACCGGCCAGCCACUCAACGAGCCGACAAACAUGUCGAUGCUGAGCUCAAAAGCGAAUUGGUCCAUGACGCCCGCAACUAGUGGGUUGGCCCUCAGUGUCACUCCAGAAGCAGAUAGAGGGAGCGGGUCGCCGCGUGUGGAGAGAUGGGGGUGGGUGGCUGUGAGGGCCACGCUGAAGGGCGGCGCGUCCUGAGGCAUCUCGAUGGACAGAGGGAGCGACAGCGCCGACGUCAUGGCAUCCUUGAGCGCAUCCGACGUCUGCAGGCGGGACACGUCCGUGACAAAGAUGCCGAUCUGCCCGACGUGUGUCGAGCCCGAAACCACUCCACUGGGGUCGCCCUUCAACGCGAUGCUGCUGCCGCUGCUGAGCACACGAUUAACUUCCCUCGCAGGACCGGCAAACCGCACUACAGAGCUCUCAUUGGCGAGUGGCGUCACAUAGGUGUAGUUGCUCUCCUCGUAACCGACAUGCAGCCCCAGCCCCGCCUGCGGCACGACCACAAGAUGCCCGCCCGUCGACCGCACCGUCACCUCAAUCACAGGCUCCUUGGUGUCCAUCGGCGUGAGGGACGUCACUUGGCAAGAGGGCAGGAAAACCUGGUAGCCGAUUGUGACCUCGACGCGGCCGCUGUCGCACGCCAGCUGAGGGGCGGGUGGGGGCACACGCACGCCGAGAGUGAUGGAGUGCUCGAAGCCGCUGGGGAGGCAGUCGGCUGCGGCGACCAUCGUGGUGGUAGCGGGGUUCUGUAGGGGCUUGGUGGCCGCGGUGGCCAGCAGUGAGGCGCUGGGCUGGAAAGCCAGGGACGCCAUGGCAUCGUUGAUCUCCUGCAAGGCCCCCCGCAGCGACCACCGAGCCGCCACGUUCACGGAGUUCACAGCACACUGGGGUGGGCAGGUCCGCACCGCCAAGCCCCCGGCCCCCACAGUCGCACUCAUAUCGGCCAGCUGCCCGAGCUGCCCGCCAGACAGCAGCGUGACGAAGGCCUCCACCUGCACGCCCGCGAGAUGGCCCUGGGGGUCCUCGAACGACAUUGACGGCAGGGGGAACACCUUCGUCGAGUCGGUAGACGCCGCAUGGACAUCUGUGUAGUGUGGGGCGGUGAGGGAGCAGUGGGCUGUGGCGGGGGGGCUGAUGCGGAUGACGGCAUCCUGGCUCACGUGGUGCUGCACGGGGGUCGUCUGGUGGGCUAUGUCCACUGCGAUGGCGUCCUCGACCGCUGUGGCGGCCAGGCCCCUCACCGGUGUCUCGCCCACAUACAUCACGUGGUUCGACAGCACCUGGUUGAGGCUCCGCAACGUGCCCCUGACCACCAUGUGAGAGGGAGAAUUGACCUGGGCCUGUGCCAGCUCGUCCGGGUAAGGGUAUGGCCCCACGAUGCUCCAGUUGCCCCGCUGAGCCGUCAUCUGCACCGUCAGCACGUCGCUCCUUCGCGCGUCGGGUGCGCUGAUCUGCAGCCAGCCGCCCAGCAGCCGCGGCCAGUUGGUCUGCACGUCGAAAGGCGAUGACGCCACGAGCAACGAGGGGGGGUCUGGUGUGGCUGUGACGACAACGGGCAAAGUGGCUGUGGUCUCAUAAGCUGUCGUGGCCGACAGAUCCCGCACCACCACGUCGAUCAGCUGUGUGCCGCUGAAGUCUGCUGGAGGGGUGUAGGUGGCCUGUGAGGCGCGCAGGAGGCCCGCAAGCUCCUGCACCGUCGUGGCUCUCGCCGACAUGACAUUGGCCGCAGUGUAGCUGACACUCCCACCCGUCACGACUGCGGUGCCUGCGGGCGAUUGAAGCGUCCCCGUGAGCUUGGUUGCAUCAUCCCACGUGACAUCUCUGGCUGUGAUUCGCAGCUCCACUGCGCCCCCGGGGACGAUGCCGUCGAUGGUGAUGAUGUUGUCCCAGAGUGGGAGCUGCCCGUCCUCUGCCACCUGUAGAGGCGCCGCCGAAGUGCUGUGUGCGAUGGAUAUGGACGCGCCGGCAGGAUUGGCAACGACGACAUCGCACUCGAUGGAGGGCGUCACGAUGGUCGAGCCCGAUUGGAAGGGCGACACUGGGGUGUAGAGGGCCGAUGGGAGGGAGAACAGAUGCACUGGUCCACUGUCGCUUGUGGCGUGUCCGGUUGCUGUCACAGUCACCCUCCGAGUGCACUCGAUCGCCCUCGUGUCUGGGCAUGGACAAGCGGCAUAGUACAGCUCGCUCUGCAUCAGGUAGUUGAUGCGGUCGAUGUCAAACCCCCGCAGCACCAGCUCCCUCCCGUUGCUCAGCACGGCGAAAUCCCGCUGCGUGCCCGGCACCCUCAGCCGCUUCCAUUGCCACGUGCCGUCAUCCAGACCGCCUCCCUGCCCCCCGACCAGCCCCCAAGGCGCCCUCGACGCCUCCCGCUGCUGCUCGUGCUGUGUGGUCUGUCGGAACUCGAUGGCGUCUUGGCAAGACGUCAUGCCGAGAAUGGCUGGACUGUAGGUGACGGGCCCGUCCGCUGUCACGUGGACAGUGUACUCAAGCUGAGCCGUCAGGGGGACGUCCUGGCCGGCUGUGAGGGUGAGACCGAGCCCGCUCAGAGGGAUGGCCAGCGGCUGCAUGGCUUGGCCUGACACGGACGGCUGGCCCGUCCGGGUGAGCAGCAGCGUGCCCCCCUGGUUGUUCGAGGGCUGCGUGACCACGACUGCCACCUGCAGCUGCACCGAAUGGCGAUCGUCGACCACCGUGACGUCGACGCCGGCCGACCCCCGAUACCCGACAGAUGAUGCAUACUCCAGCCCCUGUAGUGCAGCCGCCACCUGUGCCGCUGUGCCCUGGAAGGCCAGCAGGAAUCCCGGCGGGUAGUCGAGAGGCCGGUACUCCGCUGUGGUCGGGCUGACAGGGGCUGACGGUGCGAGAGCAACGGUUCCGUCGCCCGUGACGCGGACCUCCACCUCCAGCCUGUCGACACCACCGCCACCCAUGCCGUCGUCAGCAAAUGUGAUGGACGCCUUGCUGCCGAUAGACACAGUCCUGCCUGCCGAGACGAAGACCACUGGAUGGGCGGCGGUGAGGGUGGGCGGCUGGUUGACAGCUGUGAGCGUGACGGAGAGGGCUGCUUCGUUGCUGCCGGGUGAGCGGAGCAGUACUCGAGCUGUGGACGAGGGCCAGGGCGAGAGUGUGGGUGGCGCUGCGAUUGUGAGGUCACUGAGGCAGUCGCGGAGGAGAGAGAUGCUCCUUGCCGUGAUGGUCAGGGCAGUGGGGUGGGAGACCUGGCUGCUCAGCAGAGAGAGGCGCUCUGGAAAGAGGAAAGGAUACACACAGGUGCCCGUGUCCGAUGGAUGUGGCCGUGUGCUCGCGCACCUAAGCCAGUUGCAGUGACGGCAACGGUGCAGAGAGAAGGCAGCGGCGUGACGAACACCAGCCCGCCCUCCAGCCACACAUCCAUCGACGCACUCGAAUGCCCCGGCAGCUCCGCGGCGUUGACCAGCUCAUCCUCAUAGUCCACAGACGUCACGCCGACCACACCCGCCAAAGCCAGCCCCCCACCGAUCUCCAUCGACGUUUCUGGCGGGGCCAGCAGGAUGGUCGGCUGCAGCGGGUCCUUUGCCGACGUCACGUGGAUCCACACAGAGUGGUCGAGCGUCACGGCGGUCAGUGCCGCCUGUAUCUGCAGCCGACAGGUGGGGGAUUGGUGCGUGUUGAAGUCGGGAGUGGGGAGGAAGACCACGCCGCAAAUCGGCACAGCCACCGCCGGCAGCCGGAUGCGGAGCGUCGAUGAGCCGGCACACGCCCCUGCCAGCACCACCGCCCCCUGCCCAGCCCACGUGCUGCACAAGGUCGCUUCAAUGGUGCCCUGAUACGCCGUCAGCGUCAGCACAACGUCAUCCCCUUGUGUGAAGCCGUCGAUGGCGAUGCACGGGAGCGACAGGGGGGUGUCCUCCAUGGUUGAGAGGUCCUCCUGGGGGCUGGUUGGCGGCACCAAGACGACCUUGGGCGUGGCGGGGGAGUCGGGAUGCACCCGAAUGGGCACGGACAGAGACGACGAGGCGGUCGGGUCGCCCUCUGUGCCGUAGACAGUGAUCCACAGCUGGUCGUAGAAGUCGCUGCCCCUCUCCAUGUACCGGCCGUCGAUUGGAAUCCACCGGUAAUACAGAUCCCUCAGAGCCGUGUUCACGUCAUUGAGGGCCGCUGGGCCAAACACCAGAUACUUGCCGUCAUAGCGCAGUGAGUCAGCCUGCAGGACGCUGCUCACGACAGCGCUGCUCGUGUCGUGGAAGAGGCUCCCCCGCCCCAGCAGCUCCACACCAGCGCUCCCACUCGUCCGGUUCCCCCCCACCAUCCGCACACCCAUCUCCACAACCACACCUGUGCACACCAACGGCUGAGCGCUCGACAGGGAUACAGCGGGGCCGAGGGCGAUGGCGCUGAGAUCCGUCACCUCCAGCGUGCCCGCUGCCGCCACCGAAAUGUCGCAAGAUGGCUGAAGGGCUCGCCUAAAGAUAACUGUUGCACUGGUGGCCGCCUUGGGGUGUGCAGUGGGGUUGAGAGUGAGGUGGAGAGAGAGCCGGCCACGGGCAUGCUGAUCUGGGGAUAGCAUGAGUGUGUGGACGCCUGACGAGAGGGCGGGUAGGGGGCCUGAUACGAUGGCUUUGCGGAAGUAGAGAGGGGGCCCGGUGGUGUCGGUGAAGCUCAGAGGCGGGAUGUACUCGAUGCUCACACCCUGGCACAGCACACACAGGUCCAUGAAGGUGAGUUAAGUGCAUGGACAGAUCACCAGCCAACAUAGCAUGCCCCUGUUUAGUUACCGACCGGGUGUGAUGUGUCCAGCGACGGCAAAGCGAUCCUGCCGCCCGUCUCCAUCCACACCACCAGCCUGUAGGGAGAGGCCGUCGCGUCACCUGCCUGCAAAGUGAUGCCGGUGAGCGUGAAUUCGCCCACAGCCGGGAUAUCUAUGGGCCGCUGGGGGUCUGCUGUGUCGACGGAGAGGGCAGGGUCGUCAUAGGGAAUGGAAACGGUGGGCGGGAGGGGGCGUGGUGACACCGACACAGCGAUGCUGCCUGCAUGCGCGGGCACACACAUAGGCGGGCGCUUUUGUCGGCGUGUGAAGGAAGUGUUCGGAGUUUGUGUGCUGACUGACUGACCUGUUGCUGUUCCAGCGUCUUGGUCCUGUGUGUGUCUGAAGUGUUCCACUGACACUGAUACCACCCCGCUGCUGCCGCCGUCGGCCAUGGUCGUCUCCAGAUACACCAAAUCUGGAAGGGCAGCCAAACCGCUCGGCAGCACCCUCAAAGACAGCUGACUCAACCACAGACACACGCACACACACACACAUCACCAUCACACACACACACACACACACAGAGUUCAUGUCGCCUUCACCCCGCUCACCUUUGCGCAUCCCCGAAGGCACGAUGCCGGCGCACUGUCAGAGGCCGGUUGGAGAAGGUUGGGGUACUGCAAUGUCAGCCCCCCGACGGUCGUCUCAAUGGUCACACUGAGCAUGGCCGUGGGGCCGCCCUCCAGCCCAUCCACAUACAGCUGUGAGGGGGCGGUGUAGUAGUCGGAUGCAUCCAGAUCGGUCAGGGUGAGCGCGCCGUCCAGCGACACCUGAGCAGGGCAACAAAAGAGGAUUGUGAUCCGUCAUAAGUUUGCGUCAUGUACGGUGGCUGACCUUCUUGCCGGCAGUAACGGUGAGGUCUGCAUCGACCUGCGGCGGCUGUAGCCGGCGGAUCACCGCUACCCAGAAGCGCCAGCGACCCACAAACUCAUAGUCACCUGCAUACACACGAAAAGCCGAAUGACGCCGUUGUGUUUGUGAGAGCCUCUGCGACCUCAUUGCUCGCCCCACCGGAGCCAAUGGUGCGUUCAGCCUUCAGGAGUGCCUCGAUGGUCGCCACGGGCGAAGUGAGUGACCCAGCCGGCACGGCAAGCCGAGCGCCCUCGAGCAGCACAUUCUUGGUGACGGUGACAGACGUCUGCCAUCCGAUAGAGCGACCUCUGAGUGGGUGCAGCAGCGUCAGGGAUGAGGCACCAAUGGCCGUGGACGCCACGGUGUUGGUGUCGAUGCUCAGCUCGCCGACUGUUGUGGUCAGCUCCACACGAACACUCUUAGGCCUGCAUGCAGUGCAGAAACCCACCGAGAGACAACACAGCCACGUGGAUUGGAUGUAUGGCCACUCAUUGUCAUUGGUUGAUCGCUCCGCUCCCACCCAUCUGCUGAGCUUGCGACCAGUGCGAUUCCACCAAUAAGCACAUCCUGCCCCUCCUCCACAGACAGCGCUCCAUUAGGCGGCACAUCCAGCCGCAUGACGGUCCCCCUCUGCACCACCUCAAGGGCCAGUGUCUCGGUCACUGGGGCUGGCAUGACGGUGCUGCCCUCGCUGCCCGUGUAGCCAAAGUCCUGCACACUCACGGUGAGGGUGUCGGUGCCGCUGAAGUUGGCAGAGGGCGGCCAGUAGUGCACCCACUGGAGACACUCGUUGAGCCGCAGCAGACUCCCAGAUAGGACGAGUCGGUGAGCUGUCCGCUGCUUGACCAGCACCCCCGCCUCAGACAUGAGCCCGAUGGUCCCCUCGUCCACGUGGAUGUCCACCUCGACUGGCGACGUCCGCCACUCCUCUGCGUCGAUGUCACUUACCGCCACAGGGGGCAGAAGGGACGCCGUGGCCGGAUCUCCCACCACUCCACCGUCAGCCAGGCCAUUCAGCACGCUCAGCGGCGACACACCUACCGUCCCCCCAACCAGGGCCACAUCGAACUCGAUGGUCGGCAGGCUGUUCGAUGGUGUGGUGGCCACGUGCCAACAUGCCGUGGUCUUUCGCGUCGUGACGCCCUCAGCAUCGAUCGUCCCAGCGACGCCCCCAUCGUCGAGCGUGAUGCAGAGGGAGUCGAGCCCAGGGUUGAGGUGGUUGCCGUGCAGUGGGGGCCUGUAUACAAGGGUUGCUAGGGCGUUCUGUAGCGCUGCGAGCGUCCCCACCAAGGCCAGAGUCGACGGUGGGCCCUGCCGCUGGUCGACCGUCACCGCGUGGCUGGCCGCGUCCACCGAGACGCUCCCGAAGGAAGCCGACACAGUGAGGGUCAUGCGUGGAGGUGUCGACUCGAAUGCUGCGUCAGGGUCGCUCAGCACGAAGGAGCUCAGAGCGAUGGGUGCGUCCUCGGUGCCCGUGAUGGUCCUCCACCAAGGAUAGAGCGGCGAUGUGACGGACGGCGGGUCGUUGACGGCCUCGACAGUGAUGGCGAAGGACAAGUCGCGGCACACUCUCUCCACCGAGGGGGCCGCUGGCGGUGCAUGGGACCGGUCGUCGAGGGAUGGGAAGCAGACCUCAACAGUGACGGUGACCGGGCCCCCAUUCUCGCUGGACCAGUGUGGGGUCGAGUGGAGGAACACAAACCGCCGUAUCAUUCGCUCCAUCGAGGCAGCCGCGGCGAUGCCCUCGAUCUUGCUCGCAUCAACGGAGAGUAGCUGCGUCAGCCAGUCGGAUGGCGACACACGCGUGGAUAGAGGAGAUGUCUCCCAUUUGGGCCUGCCCGCUCCCCAUGUGUGUGGGAAGAGCCGGCCCUGGUCCACCUCCACAGAGAAGAAAAAAGGAUAGAGCGGCAGGUCGCUGUCAAUGUGCAGGCCGAUGUCGCCCAGUGGGGCGGCCGUGUCCUCCUUGGCUGUGAGUGAGGUGUGGUCGAGUGCGAUGGUGGGGAGGUUGGCGGCCACCCUGGCUGUCUCGAUGACGAAGUCAAACGAGAAUGUGGUGGUGAGGUUGCCGCCUCGCCCCUCGACGCCGCCGUCUGCCGCACGUAUCUGCACCACCUCCUCGCCCUCAAACGACUCAGGGGGCCGGUACACCACCUGCACAUUGAAGGGGACAGAUAGGCCCAGUGACGGUGGUCAUCUUUGUCCCUGUGUGAAGAGCUUACCGAGUGCAGCAUGGUAGUGACGUCGUCUCUCGUCCCAGGACCGAUCAUGAGGUAGCGGUGAAGCGCUGGCGGCGGUGGGAUGGCCGUCACAGGCAGAGACCCAGCCAGGGCGUCGAAGUGCCCCACACGGCACUCGACCGUCGCAGUGAAGGUGUUCCACUCGGCCUUCUGCACACUGCCGCUCAGAUCCGCAUCGUCGAUAGAGAAACUCCCGAACCCCACUGUCUGGUCGCUCCACACGUGGCUGGGCGGCAUCGCCGUCACCCUGACAAUGGGUGGGUCGUUGACGGCCUCGACAGCGAUGGUGGUGUGGAAGUCGACUGUGAGUGGUGUAGGGUCCUGGGCUGUUCGUGUGGAUGGGUCGAUGGCUGGGCUGCCGUAGCCGUUGUCAUCGAUGAAGACCUUCAUGGCCACAUCGCCGUUCAUGUGGAGAGGGGGUGUGAACCGAAGGUCGUCAAGACAGGCCCGCAGGAUUGACAUGGCGGGGUACGUCGACGGCCGUGUCGUCAAACGGCAGGACACUGCACCAGGCAGACACACGCAGUGGGAUCACUGUAUGUAUUCGGGCCAUCGCUUCACUUACCGCCUGCAGCGUAUGGACAGUCGGUGACGAAAUAAGUCCGCAAGUCGAUGGGCGCAGUAAAGCCCUCCACAUUGACGACCUUGUGGUUGGGGCAUCCGACCCACCCCUGGGCCGCCUGCACGCUGAGGGUGUAGUAGCUGUCAGGCAGAUGCGCCCCGUCAUCGGUCACAUCGAUGCAGCACAGCCUGGUCAGAUAGCCGUCCUCUGGCGCAGACAGGGGGCCGCUUGUGAGCGUCACGGAAGGGCGCUGGUUGGCCGCAUGGACGAACACCGCAAUGUCAGCCGAGAAGGCCACCGGCACGCCGCCCUCCUCCACUGUCAUCAAGACGGUGAUGUGCUGCAUGGAGCUGCCGUGGCUGCCGGCCGAGUCACGAUGCACCGACAGCGACGCCAGGUCAGCAUUGGCCUGCGCGAAGGUGCAGCCGAUGCACGAGAUGGACGUGGCUGCAGCCGAGGGGUCGCCGAACGAGAUCUGAAAAAAGACAGCAACAAACACUAGUGGUUGCUGCAAUGUGCGUCGCCCUUCUCCCCGACCGUGAGAGGCCCCGCGUCGACGGAGAGUGUCAUGUCGAUGGUGUCAAACGCCCCAUGGACCAAAGCCACAUUCCCCAGGGUCUUGGUGGUCUCCCCGACCAGCACCUCAUACAGCGGCUCCCGCUCCAGUCGCGGCAUUCGAGCAGGCAGGUGCAGACCGACCGACCUGGACACUGACAGCCCCGUGAGCCGAUUGGUGGCAUUGACGACCAUCUGCAGGCUGCCGUGCACCUCCUCAUUGCGGAUGAGGGUGAGAGGAUCCAUGAGACGAUUCGACAGAGGGCCACACGUGAAACAUCCCACCAGCGACUGACGCCGCGGAUCACCACUGUGUGUACACAAGACAGACAGACAGACAGAUGGACAAUUGAUGCCCAGACACCACACCCACAACCAUGCUUGUCUGGCUCGCUCACGCGAUGGCGACGGCCCAUAUGUUGACGGGCUGGCGAAAGGUCACUUGGAUGAAGGGAUCAGCAUCAUGCAGAUCCGGCAGCCAGCACGAGGAGUAUGAAGACACCAAAGCAGCCCGAUCGGCCGCGAAAUACACAGGGGAGAACUCCGAUGACGCGAUGAUGGUAAGUGCGGUCGAUGGCGGCACAUCAGCGGCUUGACUCGCCCAGACUAGCGGGGCUGCCGACUGUGCUGAGCAGAAGGUCGACAGCGGGCAUCCAUACACCUCAAAACGAAGGGCAGGGAACCUGAUUGUUGACAAAACGGGUUAAACAAAAUAUGCAUGCAUCCUUCCUUUUCCGUGUCGUAUCACGUCGAUCGACCGUCUUCCCUUGUUUCGCCACUCACCCAGAGAACUUGCGGGGCCGAAUCCGCAGCCUCUGCGCCGGCACUGGCUGUCCAAAUGAGGUCUUGUGUGCCGCCUGCGCGUCCGCCGGUCCGCUGAGCCCGUCCUGCACCCUCCACUCCUCCGCCCACUCGAUCUGGCCGACCGUCUCGAUGGCAUACUCCGUCACCCACCCGCCAUAAGCAACCUGCCGCCCCUCGUCGUUGCUUCGCCAGUAGCAUGACGCUUGGGAGGCGAAGGGCGAGAGGGACAGCUGCACGGGCGGGCUGGGGCGGGAGAGGUCUGAUGGGGAUGUGGCGAGGGAUGGUGGGGACACCCAUAUGGUCAAGGCGAGAGAUGCGUCGUUGGUGAGAUCGCUGCUGCUAAAGCAUGAGGUCUCCACGUCGGAUAUUGCCAGCUCCGGGGGACCUGUGUGGUGGAAAGGUCUAGAAGUGACUUGCGCCUGUGCGGUUUUGUUGCUUACCAAUGCUGACAGCCCUCGACACGACGACCGGCUCUGCUCCAGAGUAGGUGACUUGGGGCGGAUCCACAACGUUUCGGACAUACACCUGAAUCAACAAGCAACAGCAUCGUCAUUUACUCGCCUUUCUCUGUGAGAUCUUCCCUUCGCUUGUCUGGCCCCUCACCUACCGGCAUCUCGAUGGUGUCGCGCCAGAAGAACUCAACCGGUGUGCCGCCGAUCUCGUGCACUGCAGUGUUGGAGUCACAACAGGAAGGACAGCGCAUGUGGUUGAGCCAGUGCAUGUGUGGCUUUCUGGUCUCCAUGCUCACGGCUGACUAGCAAUGCCACUUUGUCGCCAAACACAUCCGAGUUGUAGUCUGGUGGUGGCCGGAAAGACAGCUGACCCAGCUUGCCGUUCACAGACAACACAUCACCUUCACGCAGGCAAAAAAAGAAAGAGACCAAAGAUUGCAUGCUCCCUCCGUCUUCUCCCUGGUGGUGCCUCCCUACCUGUGACGUUCACCUGGUGGGCGAAUGUGCUGCCAUCGACGGCCAGGGUUCCCGCAGACACCGCCAGCCCCACCAACACCUGCUGCGACGCCACGGCUGUGGCUGAGGCAGUCGAGUGGACGUAUAGCAACAGGAUGGGCGAGGUGGUGUCCUCCGGCACCUCCCACCAGUCGUGUGUGGCCCGCAGCAGCAGGGUGGACGAGGUGGCCACGGGCGUGACGGUCAUGCCGAUGGUGGCAGCGUAGUGGCCCUCGGUCGAUGCACCGCUCUGAUCGACCAGACAGGCAGAUUGUGAACAGACAGGGAGGGCAGAUGGACAUAUGGAUCCACGGCGGCUCCCUGACCCGUUUGCUGCAUGAUACAGAGAGUGUGUCGUUGGAGCAGUGUUGGCACGGCAGAUACUCCAGCUGACUCAACACGACCGGGGCAGCAUCCAACGGCGCCUGAAACCUGACAUAAACCAACCAAGCAGCCACCAUCCACGGCCAUUCAGACACACAUGGCAUCCACCGACCUGAUGGCGUGUCCCGUCCACUCCAUUAUGUUGACCCCCGCGAUGGACUGGGUGUGCACCUCGCCAUAGGCCGCAGACACACGCACGUCCAUCAUGGCGUCAUCGUCAACUGACGUGCCACUGGCGGCGGCCAAGACGUCGAUGCCGUGGAUGGGCGACGCGGCGCCUCCAUGCACCUCUUGAUGAGGCCGAGAUAUGACACAUGCCUUAUCAGAUACACACGCGAAGAGCACAGACAGACAGGCAGCCAACACACCCGUCCGCACACAGACGAAUGGGUGACGUGUUUGGCUGUCUUUUCUCUCACCGAUUGGGCGAGGGCUCCAUGAGUCGACAGUAUCCACACACACACGAGCACCGUCACAAUUGUCGCUCGAAGAUUCAUCGUCCCUCUAAAUCGACACUCGCCCGCUGCAUCAGUGGCUCACGCAGAUCCAUCCAUGUCCUCGCCGCCUCUACCACAUGCCUCCCUGGUGUUGGGCGCCGCUGAUCAGAUCUAUCAUCGUAGCUCUCGCGCGCGAGAUCCGCUCUCGAACCAGCACCACCUGGCCAGCAAAGGCACAGAUCUCGCUAGCAUUCAGCCCAUCGCAUUGGUUGGUUGGUAGUGUGCUGCCCCCGAUCUUCGCGAAGCUCGCACUGGGGGAAG